GAUAAACACAGAUUUAGACAUACAAAGAUGUUUGGAGAAACUGGUUCUGAGUCUGACUAUGCUCUUUUAGAGUCAAUCACACAGCAUCUUCUAUCUAAUGAUAUCGAUACUACUACUUCGUUUUCAGCAAAUGCUUACGACAAUAACUAUAACAACAUUAAUAACAAGCCACUGUAUUGUCGGUCUUCAAGCUUCAGCAGCAUGUUUUUAACGGAGAGCUGGGGUGACUUGCCGUUAAAGGUGGACGACAACGAAGACAUGGUCGUUUACGGCGCCUUACGCGACGCUGUAAACAAUGGAUGGGUUCCGUUAUGUCAGUCUAAUGACAUAACAGGAACAACAUCGAUGAUGACGAUGACAGCAGCAACAACAACAAAUAACAAUGUAAAUGUUGUUGACUUGGAGACUACUACUCAUCACCACGUGGUGGGGGAGGCGCGUGAGGUGCACGCGCGGAGGAGUGGCACGAAUUUUCGAGGAGUGAGGAGGAGGCCGUGGGGAAAGUACGCGGCGGAGAUAAGGGACCCAAAGAAGAACGGCGCAAGGGUGUGGCUUGGGACCUAUGAGGUGGCUGAGGAUGCGGCUUUGGCUUAUGACAAAGCCGCUUUCAAAAUGCGUGGCUCAAAAGCUAAGCUCAAUUUUCCUCACCUUAUUGGGUCAUCAUCAGAAUGUGAUCAGCCAGUUAGGGUCGGUGUUAAGCGUGGCUCGGCUGAGCCGUCCACUUUGACUCUGAAGCCUGAGCUGAAAAAGAACAAGUUUGUUGGCUCUUCGGCGGCUCAUGAAGCUGGUUCUAACGUGGAGACAUUGUUGGAUGCGUUUGAACUUCGAAGUGCAAUGGCUAACCCUUGGCCGCAUGUUAUUGGCUAAGGAAUUGUAUUUUUUUUUUUAAUUCCCUCAUUUUUUUUUGUGUCUUGAAUUGAAAUUAUAGGAGGAUUAAUUAAGAAAAGUGCUUAUAACUU
Messenger RNA from Quercus robur (English oak), 959 nucleotides. Its product is annotated as ethylene-responsive transcription factor 2-like. The coding region runs from base 28 to 867 and encodes 279 amino acids. The record is from RefSeq and is a predicted model, not a curated record. Gene Ontology annotation, molecular function: DNA binding; DNA-binding transcription factor activity. Gene Ontology annotation, biological process: ethylene-activated signaling pathway; regulation of DNA-templated transcription. The transcript has a single exon. Lineage: Eukaryota; Viridiplantae; Streptophyta; Magnoliopsida; Fagales; Fagaceae.